AUGAUGGACAGGCUUCUUCGUUUUGGAAUGAACCUCACCGUGAAAAGUAUUGAGGAAGAAUCGGGAACUCUAAGGAGUUCUGAUUACCUUCAUGAUGAUUCAAAAAAUUCAUCAGAGCUCUUAGAUACCAUCACGAUGGACAACAUUCUUCAAUGUAAUUUCCGAGACAAAAGUACUUCAUGUCAUACAAGGCCUCCUCCUCAUUCAAAAGUAACUAAUUUCGGGCACGAAGAUGCUUCAUUCGAUGAUAUUCCUUUAAAUGAAUUACUUGAAGCGUUUUUGCACACAAGUAACGACGAGUUUAUGAACUGCUUUGUUUCCUCAUGCAGUUUGUUUAUUUCAACUUUGACAUUCAUAGACUAUAUUUCCAUGCAUUUCGAGAAAACAAAUCUUAUUGAAAAGAAGCUCAGCUUGUGGAUUCUUCAAUAUUUGAAAUUCAUUCUUAGUGAUGACAGGUUGCAAGACAAGUUAAAUAAGUUGUUGUUUGUUUUGGAAAAAACUGGAAUGAUAACAACAUCUUCUGCACAAACAUUAAGAAUGAUUGCUCAAGGGUUGCCAAUGAUCACCUCCAAAAGUCGAGUGAUCUUCUUUGCACCAGAAAUUCAAAACUUACAGAAUUGUUACUUUUCUUUUUGGGAAAUGAAUGAAUGUGAUAUUGCAAGACAAAUUUGCCUUCAAGAUGAAUUCAUUCUUACCCAAAUAUUGCCCCAAGAGCUGUUCGUGAUGAGAGCGUCAACUUCUGUUAUUGCAAUAACAGAACGAUAUAAUCGAUUGUGCAUUUGGGCAUCAUCAAGUGUUUAUUUACAGGAUACCCUUGAUUGGAAAGCAUUUGAAAAGUUGUUAUUAAUUGCCCAAUACUUAAAGAAAUUUAAGAAUUAUUCUUCUUUUUUUUCACUCAUGCAAGGACUUGCAAAAAGCUUGAACGGUCAAACGCCAAACUCCCAUGAUCAUAAUCCUGCGGUCACACAGAUGUUAAACCUUUUUCGUGAGCUAUCUUUAACUGAAUUCAACAUGAGCGCCUCUCGAAAUCUUGAUUCGCCCUGCAUUCCAUUCUAUACACCCUAUUGGAUGCUUUUGAAUGAAUUGCAAGAUGGUGAGCCAUUCGUUGAAGAGAAAGGCGACGAUGAGACGACUCUUGUUCAUUGGCAGAAAAUUAAGAAAAUUCAUGUGGUCAUUCGUGAAAUUGAAAAAUAUCAAACCCAAAUCAAGAAAACUCCAUAUCCCUUUCGAGCCAACGUUGUAAUUCAAAACUUGAUUGAGCAUACGAUACGUUCAUAA
Molecule: messenger RNA, 1278 nt
Organism: Naegleria fowleri
Lineage: Eukaryota; Heterolobosea; Eutetramitea; Acrasida; Naegleriidae
Exons: 4
Coding region: 1-1278 (425 amino acids)
Biological process (GO): small GTPase-mediated signal transduction
Molecular function (GO): guanyl-nucleotide exchange factor activity
Source: RefSeq, a predicted model, not a curated record